This is a messenger RNA of Penicillium angulare, 936 nucleotides long. RefSeq lists its product as uncharacterized. Lineage: Eukaryota; Fungi; Ascomycota; Eurotiomycetes; Eurotiales; Aspergillaceae. The record is from RefSeq and is a predicted model, not a curated record. The transcript has a single exon. Bases 1 to 936 code for a protein of 311 amino acids.
AUGGACCCCCCUCGACCCACCUCGAACACGUCUCAGUCUUCUGAGCUCUCAACUUUUGAGUUCUCGUCAGUUGAAUCCGAAUCUGAGGAUCCUUUUAUGCUACUGGCGAAGGAUGUGAAGCAGCAGCCAUUCACAACCAACACGAGCUUACAAAAGUCCUUGGAACGCCGUCAACGAGAGCUUCAGCAAGACCAAACUCGGGAUCAAUACCUCGUCUUUACGUCUGUUCCCCCGGAGCAAUCUUCCAGAUUGAGUGAUGAUCGGUCGCGAACAAGCAAAUACUGUCGAUUCUCUUUCAAUGCAGAAACGGGAAUCUUGAUCGCGAAAAUAAUGCCGAAUCUUCCACACGAACUUGCAAUAAGAUCAUUUGAUGAGCUGAUUUCUCUCGAGCUACGUGCGAUAAAUGCCCGUCGUGAUAUGAUACCUUGCGGCUCGACAACAUUUACGAUUGGAAAUUGGAAAAAAGAGGCCGACUGCUGCUGGGCCCCGGCGACAGAUGCAAGACUGAGCUUUGUGAUGGAAGUAGGAUUAUCAGAGUCUGCGCGACGACUUGCUCUUAAUGCGCACGGUUGGCUUGAGACUUACUCCUCAUCUGUGAAACUUGUGGUGACAAUCAGUAUUAAACGCGAAAAUCCCGAAAUCAUCUUGUCCCGAUGGGAACUUGUUCCUCGAGGAUAUGGCGUUCUUACAAGAUUAUCCCCUCUUUCAGCGCGUCGUACUGCAUCUCUCAAGUUAUCUCGAACGAAUAACACAACCUCCGUUACCGGAGAGUCCUACAUGAAUGGCAUAACUACGACUACUACACAGCUGGAUCUACCCUUCGACAAGAUUGUUGGCCGUCCUCCUCACAAGCCCCAGGAGAGAGACUUAGUGAUACCCGAGCGAGAGCUGAGAAUUUUUGCCGAGGAUAUCUGGCGUCAGCAGAGUCUCCUAUAA